Molecule: messenger RNA, 1446 nt
Organism: Pieris macdunnoughi
Lineage: Eukaryota; Metazoa; Arthropoda; Insecta; Lepidoptera; Pieridae
Source: the annotation of a GenBank genome assembly
AUGGAGCAGGAAAGUUUUCUUCACAGAGUACUGAAGAUUGUCAAAGAUGAAACAGCUCCAAAUGUACCACUUAUCGAGUUCAGACACCCGAAGGAGUUAGAGGACAUACUCAAAGAUGACAUAAGCAUAUCUGACCCGGUAUCUGACCAACAACUGGAGGAGUCUGUGCGAAAAGUGUUACACUAUAGUGUGAAAACCAAUAAACCAACUUUCAAAAACCAAUUGUAUGGCGGGACUGAUCCGUAUGGCCUUGCGGGGACUUGGAUCGCUGAGGCCUUUAAUACUAGUCAAUACACAUACGAAGUGGCGCCAGUGUUCACUUUGAUAGAAAACAAAAUGUUGAACCACAUUCUCAAGUUAUUUGGUUUCCCUGAUGGUGACGGCAUUUUCAGCCCCGGUGGAAGUAUAUCUAUGCUGUAUGCUAUAGUUGCAGCUAGGUUCAAAGCCUUUCCAGAAGUAAAAUCAAAGGGAAUUAGGAAUCUGCCAGAAAUGGUUAUGUAUUCAUCGGAAAGCUGUCAUUAUUCCAUAAUGAAAGCUGCGCAUUGGCUCGGUCUUGGCACAGAAAGUGUGCGGCUAAUUAAAAGUAAUCAAUGUGGACAAAUGGUUAUAGAAGAACUGGAAACGGCGUUGAAAAAUGACAUAAAUAGUAAUAAAGUACCAAUCAUGGUGAAUGGUACUGCUGGCACUACAGUUUUGGGGGCCAUAGAUAACCUGGAUAAAAUAGCUGAUAUCUGCGCUGAAUAUGGUGUUUGGAUGCAUGUUGAUGCAUGUUGGGGAGGCAGUCUGAUGCUAUCACAAAAGUUUCGGACGAAAUUAAAAGGAAUUGAGAGAGCAAACUCCAUUUCAUGGAACCCGCAUAAGAUGGCUGGUGCUCCUCUGCAAUGCUCCUUAUUUCUUUUGAAGGAGAGAGGACUAUUGCAUGAAGCAAACUCAGCUGCAGCGCAGUACCUUUUCCAACAAGACAAGUUCUAUGAUGUCCGUUACGAUACAGGAGACAAGAGUAUACAGUGUGGAAGAAAGAUAGACGCAUUCAAGCUGUGGAUGAUUUGGAAGGCGCGUGGUGAUAUAGGCCUGAACCAAAUGACAGACUAUAUCAUGGAGUUGGCUGAGUUUUGUUUGGAGACUGUGGCCCUUAGACCAGGAUUUCGUCUCGUGUCUGCUCCUUUACAAUGCCCUAACGUAUGUUUCUGGUAUAUACCAAGCUUUAUGCGGCACCAGACUGAGGAUGAGAAGUGGUGGGGGCUGAUGCAUAAGAUAACGCCAAAAAUCAAAGAAAUCCUGAUGACAAGUUCACGUAUGAUGGUUGCUUACUCCCCUCAUAAAGAACACAAAAACUUCUUCCGGCUCGCCUUCACCUUUCAUCCAAAACUUAAAGAGAAAGAUAUAAUAGAAAUGUUACAGGCGAUAGAGGACUGCGGAGAAAUGAUCACCAUUGAAAAUUUGUAA